Molecule: messenger RNA, 1384 nt
Organism: Tribolium madens (black flour beetle)
Lineage: Eukaryota; Metazoa; Arthropoda; Insecta; Coleoptera; Tenebrionidae
Product: lipase member K-like
Exons: 7
Coding region: 1-1257 (418 amino acids)
Biological process (GO): lipid metabolic process
Molecular function (GO): hydrolase activity, acting on ester bonds
Source: RefSeq, a predicted model, not a curated record
AUGAGCUGGAUUCGUGGUGCGGUUAUAAUUUUUUUCGCUAUUGAAACCGAAGGCUUUAAUUUCAAUAACAAUGCGUGCCGAAAUUACAAUGAUUACACAGUGAGAUUUUUCAGUAAAAAUUGCUAUCACAAUCCCGACGUUCUUUCAGAUACUCCUAGUAUUGUACACCGACACGGGUAUCCUCUUGAAAGUUACACAAUUACGACCCCGGAUGAUUACAUUUUAACCAUUUUUCGAAUUCCGGCUCUGAACAAUAAACUCGACAAACAACCCGUUUUUCUAAUGCAUGGCAUAUUUAAAAGUAGUGCAGACUGGGUGGAUGUUGGAAAUAAAUCACUCGCUUUCAAUUUAGCCGAUCGAGGCUACGACGUCUGGUUGGGCACAAUACGAGGAUGCAAUUUUGCACAAGCACACAAAAAACUCAAUAUUUCAGACAAACAAUACUGGGAUUUUAAUCUAGACAAACUAGCACUUUUCGAUAUUGGGGAACAACUAAAAUUCGUGGCUAAAAAAACCGGAAAAUGGGGCUCUAUUAUAUACCUUGGCCACUCGAUGGGUACCACAUUGGCUUUUUUGUACAAUGCGGGGAACCAAGGACAAGCAAACAACCUACUUUCAGGCAUAAUAGCAAUGGCCCCCGUCAUACAUCUCCGAAAUCUCCCCCUUGUGGCCAAAUUGGCCAAAAUUGGGGUUCCCCUACAGCGAGAGUUGACCCGAUUGCGCAUCGAGGGGCUAUUCUACCAAGACGGGGUAAACCGGUUUGUUUACCACCUUUGUGGCAUUUUUCCGCACUUGUGCAAAAAAGUGUUGGAUUUUUUCGUGGGAAAUGUGACACAGCGUUUUCAUCCGGAUGAUCUUUUGCUGCUUUUCAGUCAUGCCCCGACUCCGACUUCGGUUCAGGUCUUGAGGCAUUUUUUGCAAAUUGCGAUAACCGGUCGUAUCCGAAAAUACGAUUAUGGUAGGCUGAAAAACAUCGAAAUUUAUCGAUUAAGUGAGCCUCGUAGUUACGAUUUGCGUGAUAUUCGAGUUCCCGUUUAUUUGUUUUAUGGUAAAAAAGAUUUGGUUGCCAGUGAACAGAAUGUUAGAAUGUUGUUGGGGGAGUUGGGGAGUCGUGAAAAGUCGAUGAUUUCGAUACCGAAAAGCCCAUCUGGAGUUCCUUACAAUCAUUUAGAUUUUCUGAUGGCGGAUGAUGUGCAUCUGUUUCUGUACCCGGAAAUAUUCAAGGCUCUUGAUGCGAUAAGAGAAAAUUCGAGAUGAAAUAUUCAAAACAUUUAUUGGACAAUUUACUUUACGUUGUAAAUUAUUUAUGCCAAACAGCAUAAACCAGGGAAUUUCUGUUAUAAAUCAAUUUUGUAAAAAAUGAGAUAAUAAAGAGAAAACUUGU